AUGACCCCGAUGAAGCUCCCUACGUUCGAUGACUUGCCUUUGGACAAGAAUGGUCCUCCAGGCAACGCAUGGGGUCUGUGGGGGCCGGACGAUCAACUCGGUAGGCUCAACUUGCUGACACCAGAGACCGUUCGCGCUGCAGCCAGUGAGAUAAGAGAAGGCAUCCGAAUAUCUUUGGACUGGCCACUUGACAAGAUUUCACAUCCCCCUUUUGGGAGACAAGCUCUCGAGCACCAUAUACUCAACAAAGCUCCCAUGACGAUGAAUGACGACGUCAUCACGCUGAAUACGCAGAGCAGUACACAGUGGGAUGGUUUCAGGCACUAUGGGUACCAAAGGACUGGGCAGUUCUACAUGGGCCACAAACAGGAGGAAUUCGUUCCAGGAUCACAGUCUCUUGGGAUCGAUGCUUAUGCCAACAACGGCGGCAUCAUCGGCCGUGGCGUUCUCAUAGACUGGUACUCCUGGUCCCAACGCAACAACAUCUCACUCUCCCCAUUCCAAACCAACGCUGUAGAAAUGUCUCACAUCCAUGCUAUUAUCGCUGAAGAGAACAUCGAAUUCCACCAAGGCGAUAUCCUCUUCAUUCGCGUCGGUUUCACUGCACACUACAACGCGCUCUCCCGCCAAGAGCAGCAGAGCUUUCCCAACCGCCAGCCUGGAGGUCUUUUGGGGCUUGAAGCCACGAAAGAGUCCCUUAAAUGGCUUUGGGAUAGCGGUUUCGCAGCUAUUGCUUCGGAUGCGGCUGGCUUCGAAAGAGGCCCUGCGACAGGAGCGUAUAAUCAUCCUGAUAUUAGUAUACAUCAAUGGGCUCUGGCAGGAUGGGGAAUGCCAAUUGGUGAGCUCUUUGACUUGGAGGAGCUGGCAGAGAAAUGCAGAGAGAGAAAACGCUGGGUAUUCUUCUUGACGAGUGUGCCGCUUAAGGUGCCGGGCGGUGUUGCCAGUCCAGGGAACGCAGUAGCAAUAUUAUAG
This is a messenger RNA of Fusarium musae, 972 nucleotides long. RefSeq lists its product as uncharacterized. Gene Ontology annotation, molecular function: arylformamidase activity. Bases 1 to 972 code for a protein of 323 amino acids. The record is from RefSeq and is a predicted model, not a curated record. The transcript is spliced from 3 exons. Lineage: Eukaryota; Fungi; Ascomycota; Sordariomycetes; Hypocreales; Nectriaceae.